GGAGUUUGGAGCUGUUGUUAUAGUAUUAUAGUGUAAUAACUGCGAACAUUGCGUCAUCCACCAUCUUGUAAUAUUAAAGGAAGUUGCAUCAUUCUCUUGACAUUGAGAGGCGCCAGCCAGACCAGAAGGGGAAGUCCCGAAGGGAAACUCCCGAAUUUAUAAUUAACUCUUACUUUAUACCAUAGAACACUCUAAUUCUUAGUCACAUGCAAUCCGGAGACCACUGCGAGAAGGCAGCUCUCCCCAUGUCACUGUUAUAUCGUUCUAACCUUUUAUUUCUAUUAAAUUGUUAUGUUUAUUAAAUUAUCGUCAUUAUUUACUCCUAUGCUGCACUAUCUCCCACAAAUAAUGGGGGCUUUCGUCCGGAAUUUGAACGGCGAGCUGUAACUAUUUCUAAACUUUAAAAUCCCGCGAAGGGAAUUUUAACCAACUACUUCGAAAUCCCGAGAAGGGGAUAUUUUUCAGUCAAGUAACUUUAGAAAUCCCGAGAAGGGGACAUUCACCGAAAAAAAAAGGAAAGCGAAAUUCUGCGCUCGAGAAGGAGAUCCAGAUUUUGUUCCUAUUUUAAAUCCCGAGUAGGAGAAUCACCGAACUGUUCACCGAAUCACCGAAAUUCUACGCUCGUGGAGGAGCGAUUUAUCAAAGUGCAGCAAAAGCAGCUGGAAUCCACGAAUUUUCUGGAGUCAUACUGAUCGAGAGGGGAGAAGUGCAGCAAAAAAUCAGCGACUGGAGAAAAGCAGCAGCAGAGACCUCUGAACUUUCCUAAAUCAGCAAUAACCGAAUCUGUCUCGAAGGACAGAAUUGAUCCAGAAACUUCUGUCGCGAAGGACAGAAUUGAUCCAGAAACUUCUGUCGAGAAGGGCAGAAUUGAUCCAGAAACUUUCCGAAAUUAUUGGAAUAUCCUGUGCAAAUCAGCAAGGCAGUCAACUUUUCCGGGGAAGUGCAAUCGUGAAAUGCUUAGAUACGAAAAGGAUACGAAUCUGGUUUGAAUCAACGAAUCGAGAAACAUUGGAUUACCAUUGGACACUGAGAGUCUCUUCAAUCAAGGUAGGAAAUUUUCAAUUUUAAAAAAUGUAUAAAAAUUCAAAGAAAGAAGACCUAGUAAAAGUAUUAGAGGAAAUAGGAGGCAUCGCAGACAGCAUCGAUAAUAUCGUUAAAUUAAAAGAAAAAAUUGAAUGUUCCGAAAUAUUUAAGAAUGAUUCUGAAUUUGUCAAAAAUUUGAUAGCUAACGCCGUAGAAGAAAGAGUACAAGCAGCAGACAGGGAACUUAAACAAAGCGAAAUUCAGAUUGAGUUAGAAAAAUUAAAAUUAGAAAGACUCGAGAAAGAAAUGCUUUUAUUAGAAGCGAAAAACAAAGCAUUUGAAAUCGACCCUCCCAAAACAAUAAAUGAUACACCCGCAACAAACAUUGAGAAUCUAAUUCAUAGCAUUAAAACUAUAUCUCUUCCAGUUCCAUCGAAACCUGAAAACUUUAAUCAAUUUUUUUCAUCGUUGGAAAGAGCUUUUAGUACGAAAAACAUAAAUGAGGGGCUUAAAGCCGAAAUCUUAAUUAACAUGCUAGGUGAAAAAGCAAACAACAUCUUGUUAUACAUAGAAGAUGAGGAUUUAAAAAACUAUGAAAAAUUAAAAGCUUUAAUACUGCGCGAUUUUCAACAAACUCCCCAAGAAUGUUUGAAUAACUUUAAAAAUGCCUCAAAAUUUGAAGAAGAAACAUAUAUUCAAUUUGCUAGUCGCUUAAAUUCACAUUUCGAGUAUUAUUGCAAAUUACGUAAAGUUGAAACAUUUAAAUCAUUAUGCAAUUUAAUCAUAUCCGAUAAAAUAAUUGAGAUAUUAAAUAAAGAGAUGGCCAGUCAUAUUUUAAUCCGCCAGGGAGAAAAUUGGUUUAAUCCUGUCGAGUUAGCUCGAGAAUUAGACAUUUACACUACGUCUAAAAAUAUGCCUUACAGAGAAGUUUCCAAUACCCAUAAAUAUGGGCAGAACACUUUUUUUCGAAGCGAGAAAAAAUAUUUCAGAAAAAACCAGCCGGAUCGUUUUUCUCAACCGAUAAAUAAACAAAAUAGAGCAGAGAAACAAUGCUAUAUAUGUGGAGAGAUCAGUCAUUUUGCACGUGAUUGCGAAAAGAGAUUGAAAAAAACAUAUGAUUCCAGAAGCGAUAAAUCAGAAAGAAAAAAUACCCCUCCCAGUGAUAACUUAAGAAAUGAAAGCUUUAGUGUUAAUUCCUGCAAACCAUCUGGAGAAAAUAAUUUUAAACACGAGUUGAAGUAUGCUCAGAUUUAUUUGAAUAAGAAUAACCCAGUGAAUGCCAUAAUUGAUUCAGGAGCUCAAAUAUCGGUGAUUAAUUCAAAUAAAAUAAAAAUAAAAGAUUUUCCUCAAUCUAAUAUAAUGCUGACGUCAUGUUUUGGGGUUGAACGGAAAGCGAAACUUAUACAGAUCCGUAUGUCUCUAUAUCCCAAUGAGUCAGGGUUGAAGGUCAGCGCCGCUGUUUCGGAUGAACUUAAAGUAGAUGCAAUAAUAAAUUCAACGAUUUAUGAGCAAUUAAUAAAACUGGGUCAGUCUUCUUCAAGUGUAAAUACUCAAACCAAAACUUCUAAGAGUGAAGAUUUUUAUGAAUGUUCUUGUUUCAAUAUUAAUGACUCUUGCUCUUGUGAAUGUUUUUUAUUUAAUAUCAACAAUGUGUAUAGAAAUGAUGAACCUAAUUUAUCACAUGUUAAUGAUCCUUGUAUUAGAAAUGAACUGUCCGCGUUGAUUAAUAAUUACAAACCAAACAAAAUUAAAGACACUAAGUUAACAAUGAAAAUUAUUUUAAAAGAUGAAAUCCCAGUAUGUCAAAGAGCUAGACGUUUAUCUUUUUCUGAGAAACAAAAGGUAAAUGAUCAGAUAUCAGAAUGGUUAAAAACAGACAUAAUUAGAGAGAGUUGCUCUGAUUAUUGUUCCCCAAUAGUUCUUUGCAAAAAGAAAGAUAAUAGCUUAAGAUUAUGUAUAGAUUACCGGAAAUUAAAUUCAAAAACAAUUAAAGAUAGAUACCCCUUACCUCUUAUUGAAGAUGUGUUAGACCAAUUACAGGGUUCUAAAAUUUGUAACAAAAUUGAUCUUCGAAAUGGGUUUUUC
Parasteatoda tepidariorum (common house spider) is the source of this 3108-nucleotide messenger RNA. The record is from RefSeq and is a predicted model, not a curated record. Lineage: Eukaryota; Metazoa; Arthropoda; Arachnida; Araneae; Theridiidae.